Vanessa tameamea is the source of this 1416-nucleotide messenger RNA. Its product is annotated as tetraspanin-33-like. Gene Ontology annotation, cellular component: plasma membrane. The transcript has 7 exons. Lineage: Eukaryota; Metazoa; Arthropoda; Insecta; Lepidoptera; Nymphalidae. The coding region runs from base 157 to 987 and encodes 276 amino acids. The record is from RefSeq and is a predicted model, not a curated record.
CUGAAUUGACGGACGACGGACGAUCGGUCCAGGACGAGUUUUGUAUAUUUCUCAUCGUUGAUUAAGGCUGUGUUUUUAAAUAUCAAAAAUUACAAAAAGAAUUGUUAAAGAAAAUAAACAUCAAUAUUUAUUAUUAUUGUGUAUAUAUAAGGCAGGAUGCAUCGUCGACGAGGUCCAAAUUUCACCUACGUUAGUGGCUGUGUGAAAUAUAUGAUUUUUGUUUUGAAUUUUAUUUUUUGGCUGUUCGGCGGUUUACUGAUUGGCGUUGGACUUUACGCGUUUAUCGACAAAUGGCAGGCGACAGGUCUCAUAAAGCUUGACACAGUGUACGAUGUGAUGCUGAACAUAAGCCUGCUGAUCGCGUUGCUCGGUGGCGUGGUAUUCAUCGUGAGCUUCGCUGGCUGCAUUGGAGCGUUGCGGGAGAACACGUGCCUCUUGAAAUUUUAUUCCCUCUGUCUGCUCAUACUAUUCCUGGUGGAAAUGGGAGGGGCAGUCUGCGGUUUCGUCUUCCCCCGUUCGUUGCACGGUCUCCUUGAACUGAGCUUCACUGAACGUGUCGUGCAUGCGUAUAGAGAUGACCCAGAUUUGCAGAACUUUAUUGAUUUCGCUCAAAGUGACUUUCAUUGCUGCGGACUGACAUCUGACGGCUACAUGGACUGGUCCAAGAACGAGUACUUCAACUGCUCAUCACCGUCCGUGGAACGUUGUGGAGUACCGUUUUCCUGUUGCAUCAACGCUACAGAUAUUAGUUCGGGUCUCGUCAACAUUAUGUGUGGCUAUGGCGUACAGAACUUUCCCGUCGCCGAAGCCAGCAAACGUGUUUGGACAAGUGGAUGUAUAGAAAUCGUCCGAUCCUGGGCGGAGAGGAACCUGUACACGAUCGCCUCAGCAGCACUAGGAGUCGCUCUCUCGCAACUCUUCGUCAUAUACCUCGCCAAGACUCUGGAGGGUCAAAUUGAAUUGCAGAAAGCCAGGUGGCAAACAUGAAAUAGGGGUGCAGCGGGCGCUUAUAGGGACGAGUGCCGGCGUGCGCUGCUGUAGCCGGGACUCGAACCCGCACCGCCGCGUACGGCGCCCGCUGCGCUGCACAUGUAGACUCGUUACAGGCCGGACGGACUGUGCCAUUCCAAAACUAUCCAGUGAUUUCAGUGUCGAUAUAACCAGUGUUGUUUGAGCUUUACUCGACUGACAGUUGUAUCCGAACGUUUAUUCUUUAAGGGGUGAUCGGUUAGACGAUUCUCUGUCUUCUUCUCUUGAAUGUCAUAUCGUUGAUGAUUGAGAGAGAUAGAUGUAUUUAACUGAACACUCGCUUAACGAAAUUGAUUAGUAAUGUUACUUUGGCGAAAGUGAAGGUGUUAUAUAAGUGUUGUUAUAAUUUUAAUUAUAAAAAAAUAGCUUGAUUAACACUAAGGUUAG